Rotaria sp. Silwood2 is the source of this 5070-nucleotide messenger RNA. The record is from the annotation of a GenBank genome assembly. NCBI's taxonomy places the organism in Eukaryota, Metazoa, Rotifera, Eurotatoria, Philodinida, Philodinidae.
AUGAUACCACUUAUUGAAACAAUUCAAAGUGUUGUAUCAAGUAUACAAACAAAAACAGAAACACAUCCAUUGAAAGAUGAAAUUAAAAUUACUGAUCAUUCACAAGAUGAUACAAGUUUAAUAACGACAGUUGCUACAGAAUCAAAAGAAGAGAUCAGCAGUGAUCAAACUCCAACUGAAGAAAAUAAACCUACAAUGGACAGUUCAGAAAAAUUGAAAACAGUAUUUGAAAGUCUUCAAGAAACAAUUACAGCACCAAUUAUAGCAAUAACCGAAACUAUUCAAACCGCAAUGUUAAAUCUUCAAUCAGACAAACAAGAAAUUUCAUCCUCAUCUAGUACAGAACAACUGAAAACAGCUCUUACAGAAAAUAUUUCUAUUGCCGAAACAGAAUCACCUUCUGAUGUUGUUAAAUCAACAGAUGACAAAACAACUGACGAUUCAAUCAAAGAAAUCGAAUCAACACCAUCUUUCUCUAUUGACAAUACUCAAGAAAAUGUUUCGACAACAAUCACAACACUUACUGAAACGACUCAAAAUGUAGUACCAAUAAAUGUAUCAUCAACAGAUACACAUACAGAAGAAGAACCAGCUGUUCAACAAGAAAAAUCUGAAGGUCAAUCUUUUGAAGGUAGUGUUUCAGCAGAUACUGUACAUGAUCAAACUAUCGACGAUCGUACAGAGCCACACGAUACUGUUGUGACUGGCAGUCCAGUUUCAACUGCAUUAGAUACCAGUAGCACUGUCGCUGAACAAGUAAAUGAACAAAAAGAAAAACAAGAAACAAUAAUCACAGAAUCUUCACCACCUGAUUUUCCGGAAUCUACUUCUCCUAUUCAAAAGACAGAGGAAAUAACAACUGAAAGUGUUUUAUUUACUCCAGCUACUCAAUAUGAUGAACAAAUAUCAACAUCUAGUCCUGUAGCAGUAGAACAAGAAAAUAUUUCUGAUAAACAAGAAACAAUUGUAACUGAAUCUUCAUCUACCGAUAUAUCACCUAUAUCAUCAGUUGAUCAAAAGACAGAAGAACUACCAGCAAAAGAAGACCAUACAAUCGAGAGUUUCACAUCGACUUCCGUUAUUCAACACGAUGAACAAAUAUUAACACCUACUGUUAUUCCAUCUGAACAAACUCAUAUUGACAAUAAACAAGAAGCAACACAUUCUGAAACGCCUAAAGUUACAUCUAUCGAUCAACCAACAGAAGAAAUUCGAUUAAUUAAUGAACAAGUUCCUCUAUCUACUUCUACUCCAUCUGAACAAUUAGAUGUUAUAGUUAAACAAACCAUAACUGAACCUGAAACAGUAACACCUGAAAAGCCAAGUGAGACAACUACUGAACAACUGUCUGACGAAAAUGCAUCAACAGAAACAAAGACUGCUUUCGAAGUAAUUUAUGAUGUUAUUACACAUCCAAUAUCAACAAUUACUGAAAAAAUUCAAAGUGUUAUAUCUACUUCAAUUAGCGAACCAACUGAACAAGCGCCAUCCGAUGAUACAAAACAUUCUACUAGUACAUUCGAAGAAAUAGAAACUUCGAAAGAUCAACAAGUUGCCGAAACAGAGAAUCUUCCUACCAUCGAGCAAAAACUCGAGACUGAAAAUGUCCAGUCUACUGAGACCAAAACUACUCUCGAGACUAUACGCGAGAUUAUUACACAUCCCAUAGCAACACUUACUGAGAAGAUUCAACAUGUGAUGACUUCUUCAACUACUGAAGAAGUUCCAACAUCCGAACAGCAGGCUUCAACAAUUCCUAUUGAUCAAAAUAAAUCUGAAGAUAUUACAUCAACAAUAACGGAACCAACUAUUGAAAAGACUCAAGAUACGGUUACAAAUCCACCAACAACGAGUGAUGAAGCAACUCAAUAUACUGUAUCAAAUACCAUUGAUCAAACUUCUUCAUACCAAGAAAAAGAACAAAUAUUACCAAAUGAAGUAUUUGAAUCAUGUUUACAAGAUCAAAUUCAAAGUCAACAAGAUUCAACUUCAAUAGCAGUAUCAUCUCAAAUUUCCGGUAAUGAAAAACCAAUACAAAAUAUAGAAUCCGAAUAUGAUGAUACUCAAGAUUUUGCUUCACUUAAAAUUGAUGCAUCAGCUAUUGAUGAAACAACUUUUGAAACAAAUUAUCUUCUUAUUGAUAUUGUUCAUAACUUAAUCAAUGAUAUAAUUAAUUCUGUUAUAUUUCGAUUAAAUCAAACUUCAUUUGAUAAUGAACAAAUAGAUAGAGAAAUGCUUUCUUCUGACAGUAGUCUUACUAGUACAAUAACAGUUAUAAAUGUUGACGAUCAAUCUGAAAAUAGUCAAUCAACAUUAAAUCAAGAAAGAAUAACAAGUGAAGAAGAUAGUUUUGAUAGUAAAAUGUUAAUAUCUGAUAUAGCUUGGCCGAAUCUUUUAGGUGAAAAGCCUUCUGAUGAAGAAAAAAUUAAUCAAUCAUUUGAACAAAUGAAACAAUUACUCGAAGAAGUUGUUCAAUCAUCGGAUAGUAUAACUGUUGAAAUCAUAGAUCAAAAAACAACAAUAACACUUCCAAAUCAUAUACAAUUAUUACCAAUGAUGGAAAAUACAACUCAACAAACUAUCAUUACACCUCAAACUGAUGAUAUCAUACAACGUUUAAGCCACGACAUUGGAUCAGAUUCGAUAUUAGCAGUUACUGAAAUUGAAAAUGUUCCAUUAAAAUUAUCAACUGAAUUUCGUGAAUCAUCACCAACAAAUAUUGAAGAUGAUUCACUUGAAUUAAUUCAUACAUUACAAGGACAUAGCAUUAUUCUUCCUUCUUCACAAUUUGUUCAAAUACAAACUGGUACAAUUAAUCAACCAUCUAUAUCAACUUCUUUUAUAGAAAAAGUUGAUGGACAAACUUCACAAGUACCAGAAAAAUCUUCAAGUUCAACAACAACAACAUCAUCACAAAUAACAGGUUCAGACCGAUAUGUUUCAUAUGCAAUACAUGAAAUGGGUGAUUCAUCACAAGAACGUUUGCCAGAUUUUCCUGUAGCAGCUGACAUACCUAUAUAUAAAUUAGUCAAAACAACAUCUGAUGAAAAUAAAGAGCAACAAAAGUUAUCUGAACCAAAUGUUAACAUCAAUCAAAAUGUAACAAAAGACGAUGAUCUAACUGAAUUUGAUGCAACAGAAAAUUUAACUUAUUCAGAUGAUGUACUUUUACAAAAACUUUAUGCUUCAGCUCCGAAUCGGCUAGAAAAUUUAGAUGCUAGUAGUACAGAUGAAGAUGCUGAUGAUACAAAUUUUAAUGAAUAUGAACAUCAUGAUAUAUCAAAUCUUUAUCGUAUUAUGAAUGAAAUAAUGCAACAAUGUGAUAAUCUGUCGCAAGAAUAUGGACAAACUUAUCAACGUUAUGAUGUUUCAAGUAAUAGCUCCACCUCCACAAAACAACAAUCACAUCAUAUCUACAUCACACCUGGNGGGACCGAGACCGGGACCGGGACUAAAAAUUUUUCAUACUGGUCCCGUACUGCGUAUGAUGUUGCGGUUUAUGGAGCAACACCUGGUGGUAUUGCUGCAGCUAUAACGGCAGCUCGAAUAUCACCUUCGUUUUCAAUUGUAAUUAUUGAACCAACAGCUUAUGUUGGCGGGAUGUCAACAGCGGGCGGCAUUGGCUUACGAGAUCUUGGCUUAGAACUUACUAUUAUGGGUUCUGUUGCACAAGAAUGGGUGCAUAAUAAUUAUAAGUAUUAUAAAAAUGUAACGAAUCCUAUUUAUCAACCUGAUAUGAAUGUAAGCCGUCAAAGUUUUCUUGAUUUACUUUCUAUGUAUCCAAAUAUUCAAUUAAUCAUUGGAACAGGACCAUUGAUUGAUAAAAGCAUACAAAUAAAUGGUACACGUAUUAUUCAAAUAACUACAGUUGAUGGUCGACGUACAUGGAAAGCAUCCGUAUGGAUUGAUGCUAGUUAUGAAGGUGAUCUUGUUCAAUAUUCAGGUGCUUCUUAUACAUGGGGCAGAGAAUCACGUGAUCAAUAUAAUGAAUUAUAUGCUGGCGUACAACCUUAUACAACAUUUGCUAAUUUCAUACCUAAUUAUCCUGUUAAUGCUACAUUAGACAACGGAACAUUAGCUCCAUAUAUUUCACCUGAUAAAUUAGGUCCAGUAGGCUCUGCUGAUUUCAACAUGAUGGGAUAUUCAUAUCGUUUAUGUGUAACACCAAACAAAAAAAAACAAGCACCAUUUGUUAAACCAGCAAAUUAUGAUCCGAAUAAUUUUGUUAUUUUACAACGAUAUAUAGACUCAUUAAUAGCUUCAGGAAAAUAUCCAACGGGACCUCCUUUUGAUAAACUUGUUGAUGUAUUGAUUUAUCGAGGUUAUCCAUCUGGUGAUAAAUUUGAUAUGUGUGAUAGUUUUGGAAGUGCAUUUACAAGUGAUUCAAUUAAUUUAAAUCGAAAUUAUGUUAAUGGUACAAUUCAAGAUCGUCGUCAUAUUGCACAGAUUGUCUCGGACUAUGUACUUGGUAUGAUUUGGUAUAUUCUUACUUCUUCAUUUGUUCCAGAAUUCACCCGAAAUUCAUUAAAAAAAUAUGCUUUAUGUAAUGAUCAAUGGCCAGAAAAUAAACAUAUACCACCACAAUUGUAUGUUCGUGAAGGACUUCGUUUAAUAAAUGAAAAUGUUUUUACACAAAACCAUAUUGUAAGUGGUCUAUGUCGUAAUGAUACAAUAGCAUUAGGUAGUUGGAGUCAUGAUAUACAUGUUGUAACACGAACAGCGAACGGAUCUUAUGUUAAUAAUGAAGGAGCAAUGUAUAAAUCAAUUGCUUAUGUAAACGGUUCUAAAAGUGGAAAAGCUUUUGAAAUACCUUAUUCGAUAUUAUUACCAAAAAGAAAUGAGGUUACAAAUUUACUUGUACCUAUUUGUCAUGCAGCAUCUCAUGUUGCUUAUGCAGCUACUAGAGUUGAACCACAUUUUAUGUUAUUAGGUGGUGCUGCUGGAUAUGCAGCUGCUUAUUCAAUAUUAAAUGGUAAUAUUGAUGUACAAGCAGUUAAUAUUAGUCGCAUACAAGAAACAUUAUUACGAGAUGGUGUACUUUUACAUUAUCCCGUCGGUCAUUGUGAUUGA